GGGGUGGCGAGAGGGGGUGGUGGGAGGUGGUUGAUACGCAGAGACGCUGUUGUGGUGUGGUGUGUUGUGUUAUGGUGUGUUGUAGCAUACGGAGUUUGUUGCUUUGCGUUGUGGCGCGUGGGUUUUGGUUUGGUUUGGUGGCUUCCUCCCCGCUGGAUGGACUGGCCGGCCUGGUUAGGGUUGGGCCGAUGUCAUCUGGAGAGAGAGAGGGGCUUGCCUUUUUUCUUUUCCCUUUCUUUUCCCUUCUCUUCCCGCUUGGCUUUUUGGUAAAAAGCCCAGACAGACUGAUUGUUGUUGUUGGGAACGGUGGACUGGGUUGGUUGGGUCAUAAAGACGGGUUGGGCUAGUUUACCAUAUCCUCCCUCCAUACAUAGUAGAAAGACGCGCGCGAUGCAUGGGCUUGUGGGGUCGGGUUUGGAUGGGCGCUGGCUUGGGGGGGUUUGGGUUUCGGUUGGAUCGGUUGGCUGGCUGGAUGGCUGGAUGGUGCUUUGGGUGGUUGGCUUCUGGCUUUUUACCCUUGGCUUACUUACUGCUACUACUACCUACUACCUACAAGGUGCAUAGGCGUCGCUUGGCGGGUUCAGUAUAGUAAGCAAUAUCUGUGAUGUA
This is a messenger RNA of Chaetomium fimeti, 609 nucleotides long. RefSeq lists its product as uncharacterized. The transcript has a single exon. NCBI's taxonomy places the organism in Eukaryota, Fungi, Ascomycota, Sordariomycetes, Sordariales, Chaetomiaceae. The coding region runs from base 72 to 347 and encodes 91 amino acids. The record is from RefSeq and is a predicted model, not a curated record.